Molecule: messenger RNA, 1723 nt
Organism: Phanerochaete carnosa HHB-10118-sp
Lineage: Eukaryota; Fungi; Basidiomycota; Agaricomycetes; Polyporales; Phanerochaetaceae
Exons: 6
Coding region: 341-1690 (449 amino acids)
Source: RefSeq, a predicted model, not a curated record
ACUUUCUUCUCGACUCUCUUUACCCGUGCCUAGCACGGUCAACCUCUCGUAUGUGCAUAUACGAGCAUAACUUGGGGCAGGUAUCGCUCAAGCUCGUGGGAAGUUGUUCAAUCUGUACAACCAUUCGCUAUCAAAGAUGCUGAAUCGAGACCGUCCCACAUGCUCCCGCAUUCAUGGGGCCACUGCGGGCGGGAUGCCGCCCACGCUGUAAUCGCGGAGGAACUGACACGACAUAACGUCACGGAGAGAAAGGGCGAUAGUUAUGCACAGGUGUGACUAGGCACAUUGGGUAUAUAGGCAGUGCCUAAGCGGGCGUCCUGGGCACGGUAUUGAUGCUACCAUGCAGAACGAUGCUUCCGAGCUUCCAGCGUACUCUCCGCCAGAGGGCUCUCCCUCGACGCCUCAGGUCCCCAGAGAGCUCGUUACGCACACAUAUCCGCUGUCUACUAAGCAGAGGAAACCAUGGGCCGAGCUAGUUGUUCAGAGCAAGGCUCCAUCUUCCCAACAACUUCCUCGGUUGCUCGAGGGCGAGCCAGUAUCAGGCUGGGUUAAAAUCGAUUUGUCAGAAGAGAUGUCGAUGAAAUCUGUGACUGUGACUGUCAUGGGCGAACUGAUCAGCGACGCGAAUGCGAGAUAUGUGUUCGCUGAAGAUAGCCGCGUGCUAUGGGUGGCCCCGGCACAGAGCGAGAGACGGUCCAUUACACCCAGAUCCUUAUUCUACAAGGGAAAGCUCAAGGGUAGCUUUACCUGGCCUUUUACACUGGGGUUGCCGCGUACUGUGGUGCUUCCGGAUGGCAAAGGGCCUUCCAGGAUCUUCACCCUUCCUUGUUCCUUUUCCACGCGGUAUGUUAACGUGACAAUCCUUUAUCGUAUAGUGGUCAUCAUCGACCACGGCUCAAUGUUGAAAGCUGAUCGCAUUCUUGGCACGAAUUGCUCGUAUACAGCGAAGACUCAACCAAGUCCACCAUCCAUUGCACGUCAGCUUGCUUAUCAGGAACAGUCACCGCUCAUGGGCCCGGACGGCGACCCAGAAGGCUGGCGCACUUCCCCUCCCGUCGUAGUUCGUGGUACAGCCUUCAACACACGAAAAGUUGAGAUUGUUUACACACUCUCGCUCGCUAACCCGCUUUCAUAUGCGCGAGGGAGUGUCAUACCUCUCCAUUUAAAAAUUGAAUGCUCAGAUAUGCAAGUUCUCUUCCUCGUGACAUCGCCAAACGCACCCGUUGUAUAUUUGAUGCGCACAUUAUCGUCAGGCUACGACCCGGUCGGCGGUAAUUUUAGUGCAGGCCCGCAGGCAGAGGGCAAGAUAUACCUCUCUAGGGCGAAGACGAUAUCGACGACCACUCCGAUAAGGAUGACAGAGCGUGUACAGAAGGCCGGCUGGUGGUCGCUUCCGACGUACGGGGACAGUAUGGCUUGCAUAGACCGCGUGCUGCAGGGCGAGAUACACCUGCCCGGGAAUCUCCAUGCCACUGCGCACCUCGGCCGCUACGACUACUUCGCAUCUCCGCAGUACGAAGUCGCAAUGUAUCCCCCGGAAAUUGCGGGCUUCACCGCGACCGCGAGCAGCAGGCUGCAGACUACUCCUGUCGACAUCUGCACGAUGUACGCAGACGGGCCGCGUCCUGUUGCAUGCUCACCUCCAGUAUAUGAUGAGAUUGUACGGGUCGUUGAGGAACCUGGAGCCUGAUACCACGAGUGGUACGAUUGAUCCUCUCGUCUU